This is a messenger RNA of Stegastes partitus (bicolor damselfish), 3195 nucleotides long. RefSeq names its product glutamate receptor, metabotropic 1b (gene grm1b). Bases 1 to 3195 code for a protein of 1064 amino acids. The record is from RefSeq and is a predicted model, not a curated record. Gene Ontology annotation, molecular function: G protein-coupled receptor activity. Gene Ontology annotation, biological process: G protein-coupled receptor signaling pathway. Gene Ontology annotation, cellular component: membrane. The transcript has 9 exons. Lineage: Eukaryota; Metazoa; Chordata; Actinopteri; Pomacentridae.
AUGUCGAAUAUGAUUCUCCUGACUGCGACAAGCAUUUUGUAUUUGCCCAUUUUGCUGUUCGAGGCGUUCGUGUUGUCCAAAGGGAAGUAUGAGAGGUCAGUGGUGCCGACCUCGGCCACCCGCCUGGUGGCCAGGAUGGACGGGGAUAUUAUAAUCGGCGCCCUCUUCUCCGUCCACCACCAACCAUCUGCCGAGAAGGUGGCGGACAGGAAAUGUGGGGAAGUCCGCGAGCAGUACGGCAUCCAGAGAGUGGAGGCCAUGUUCCACGCCUUGGAUCGGAUUAACUCGGACCCCAACCUGCUGCCCAACAUCACCCUGGGCUGCGAGAUCAGGGACUCCUGCUGGCACUCGUCGGUGGCUCUGGAGCAGAGCAUCGAGUUCAUCCGGGACUCUCUCAUCUCCAUCCGGGACGACAGGGAGGGCUCCAGGUGGUGCAUCGAGGGCGUCCCCUCCAGCCAGCCACCGCCCACCAAGAAGCCCAUCGCGGGGGUCAUCGGGCCCGGCUCCAGCUCGGUGGCGAUUCAGGUCCAAAACCUUCUGCAGCUGUUCAACAUCCCGCAGAUCGCCUACUCCGCAACCAGCAUCGACCUCGGCGACAAGACGCUGUUCAAGUACUUCCUCAGGGUCGUGCCCUCGGACACUCUCCAGGCCAGAGCCCUGCUGGACAUCGUCAAACGCUACAACUGGACCUACGUGUCUGCAGUUCACACAGACGGUAACUAUGGCGAGAGCGGGAUGGAGGUGUUCAAAGAGCUCGCCUCGCAGGACGGCCUCUGCAUCGCCCAUUCUGACAAGAUCUACAGCAACGCCGGCGAGAAGCACUUCGACAGGCUGCUGAGGAAGCUGCGGGAGCGUCUGCCCAAAGCCCGAGUCGUUGUCUGCUUCUGUGAAGGCAUGACGGUCCGAGGGCUGCUCAUGGCCAUGAGGCGGCUCGGAGUAGCCGGAGAGUUCCUCCUAAUUGGCAGCGACGGCUGGGCCGACCGGGUGGAGGUGGUGGAGGGAUACGAGCAGGAGGCUGUGGGCGGCCUCACCGUCAAGCUGCAGUCCGAAGAGGUCUCCUCCUUCGACGACUACUUCCUGAAGCUGCGGCUCAGCACCAACACUCGCAACCCCUGGUUCCCCGAGUUCUGGCAGUACCGGUUCCAGUGCCGCCUUCCCGGCCACCCCCAGGAGAACCUGAAUUAUGCACGAAACUGCUCAGGUUAUGAGAGUCUGGAGGACAACUAUGUUCAAGACAGCAAGAUGGGCUUCGUCAUCAACGCCAUCUACGCCAUGGCUCACGGCCUGCACGACAUGCACACUCACCUCUGUCCGGGCCACGUGGGGCUCUGCGACGCCAUGAAGCCCGUCGAUGGAAGCCACCUGCUGGACUUCCUCCUCAAGACGACCUUCACGGGAGUGUCUGGGGAGGAUAUCUGGUUCGACGAGAACGGAGACUCGCCUGGAAGGUACGAGAUUAUGAACUUCCAGCGGGUGGAGCCUGGAGUUUACGACUACAUCAACAUCGGCUCGUGGCACGAGGGCGUCCUCAGUCUGGACGACGACAUGCUCCAGAUGAACCGCAGCGACAUGGUUCGGUCCGUCUGCAGCGAGCCCUGCUCCAAAGGAGAGAUCAAGGUGAUAAGGAAGGGGGAGGUGAGCUGCUGCUGGAUCUGCACCGCCUGCAAAGACAACGAGUACGUCCAGGAUGAGUUCACGUGUAAAGCCUGCGAGCUGGGCUGGUGGCCUGACGAAGAACUGGAAGGCUGUGAGCCGAUCCCGCUGCGCUACCUGGAGUGGAGCAAUCCAGAGUCCAUUAUCCAGGUGGUCUUCUCCUGUUUGGGCAUCCUGGUGACGUCGUUCGUCGCCUUCGUCUUUGUCUUGUACCGCGACACUCCUGUGGUCAAGUCCUCCAGCCGGGAGCUCUGCUACAUCAUCCUGGCCGGGAUCUUCCUGGGCUACCUGUGUCCCUUCACCCUCAUCGCCAGACCCACCGUGGCCUCCUGCUACCUCCAGAGGCUUCUCGUCGGACUCUCGGCCGCCAUGUGCUACUCGGCUUUGGUGACCAAAACCAACCGCAUCGCUCGCAUCCUGGCAGGCAGCAAGAAGAAGAUCUGCACCAGGAAGCCCAGGUUCAUGAGCGCCUGGGCCCAGGUGGUGAUCGCCUCCAUCCUAAUCAGCGUCCAGCUCACCCUGGAGGUCACCCUCAUCAUCAUGGAGCCUCCUGAGCCCAUCAAAUCCUACCCAAGCAUCAGAGAAGUCUUCCUCAUCUGCAACACCAGCAACGUGGGUGUUGUUGCUCCGCUGGGCUACAACGGUUUGCUCAUCAUGAGCUGCACCUAUUAUGCCUUCAAGACCCGCAACGUUCCCGCCAACUUCAACGAGGCCAAAUACAUCGCCUUCACCAUGUACACCACGUGUAUCAUCUGGCUGGCAUUUGUGCCCAUCUACUUUGGCAGCAACUACAAGAUCAUCACCACGUCCUUCUCCGUGAGCCUCAGCGUGACUGUAGCUUUGGGGUGCAUGUUCACUCCGAAGAUGUACAUCAUCAUCGCCAAGCCAGAGAGAAACGUGCGCAGCGCCUUCACCACCUCCGACGCCGUGCGCAUGCACGUCGGCGACGGCAAAAUCGCCUGCCGGAGCAACAGCCUGCUCAACAUGUUCAAGAGGAAGAAGAACACUGGGAAUGGCAGAUUGGUGGAGCUCUAUUCCCCCGAGCCUCUGCAGCCAAAUAGUGUAAUCCCCCAGCUCAUCAAGGAGGAGGCGGCGGUGGUGGUGGGCAAGUUUAAAAGUGACAUCCCUGUGCUCAGCAUGCCCGAGGCCGUGAGCGGUGGCAUGCCAGUGUACCACCAGGCCCACCUCAUCCAGCAGGAGCCCAUCCUGCCUCUGCACCUCGACCCGUUCGACAAGGAGCCCACCUCCCCUUUGGAGGAGGAGGAGGAGGAGGAGAUGGAGAACGAGCAGUUCGGCCUUCUCCACGGCUACAUGUACAACAACGCCCAGAUUCAUGACGAGGAGGAGUUGGUCGAGGUUAAACUGGCGAUGGAGGAGUCUCUGGCUCUGAUGCCUCCGUCCCCUUUCCGCGAUUGCUCCGGCGCCCCGGUGAGCCCCUUCCCCAACUCGCCGGUGUCCGAGUCGAUUUUGUGCACGCCCCCGAACGCGACGUACGCCUCGGUCAUCCUCAGAGACUACAAGCAAAGCUCCUCAACUCUGUGA